Molecule: messenger RNA, 4401 nt
Organism: Struthio camelus australis
Lineage: Eukaryota; Metazoa; Chordata; Aves; Struthioniformes; Struthionidae
Source: RefSeq, a predicted model, not a curated record
GAAACGAAAGGUCAGUUUCUCAUAGAUCAUAUCUGCAACUAUUACAGCUUGCUGGAAAAAGACUAUUUUGGCAUUCGAUAUGUUGACCUUGAGAAGCAGAGGCACUGGCUUGAGCCCAACAAGUCCAUCUUCAAGCAAAUGAAAUCUCAUCCACCAUAUACCAUGUGCUUUAGAGUGAAAUUCUACCCACAUGAACCCUUGAAGAUUAAAGAAGAGCUUACCAGAUACCUCUUAUAUCUACAAAUAAAAAGGGACAUUUUUCAUGGUCGUCUGCUGUGCCCUUUUUCUGAUGCUGCCUACCUGGGUGCCUGCAUUGUCCAAGCUGAGCUUGGUGAUUAUGAUCCUGAUGAACACCCAGAGAAUUACAUCAGCAACUUUAAGAUUUUUCCCAAGCAGUCACAAAAACUCGAAAAGAAAAUAACUGAAAUGCAUAAAAAUGAAUUCAGAGGUCAGAGCCCAGCUGUUGCUGAAUUUAACUUGCUCCUGAAAGCACAUUCUUUGGAAACUUAUGGUGUUGAUCCUCAUCCUUGCAAGGACUCGACAGGGACGACUACAUUUUUAGGAUUCACAGCUGCAGGAUUUGUAGUUUUCCAGGGGAAUAAAAUAAUUCAUUUGUUAAAAUGGUAUGAUGUCUAUAAAUUGAAAUUUGAAGGGAAGACUUUUUAUGUGUUUGGAGCUCAGAAAGAGAAAAAGGCUAUGCUGUCCUUCCAUACCUCUACACCAGCAGCUUGCAAGCAUCUUUGGAAGUGUGGGGUGGAGAACCAGGCUUUUUAUAAGUAUGCAAAAUCUAGUCAGAUCAAGACCAUGACCAGCAGCAAAAUAUUUUUCAAAGGCAGUAGAUUUCGAUAUAGUGGAAAAGUAGCCAAAGAGGUUGUGGAGGCAAGCUCUAAGAUCCUGAGGGAACCUCCUGAAGUUCACAGAACCAGCAUUAUCCAGAGUCACAGCUCUCCUUCCUUGAACAAGCAACUCAUAAUUAACAUGGAACCUCUGCAGCCCCUCCUUCCUUCCCUAUGUGAGGGGGAAGAGGUACCUUUAGAUGAAGGUAUCCAGUUGCCAAAGGAAGAUGAGAUCUUGGUCCCUGUGAUUUCCAGCUCCCCAGAUAAGGAGACUGGGCAGAAUGUUGAUCUCGCGAUUGAACAGGAAGAGAAAAUGAAAGAGGAACCUUUAACCAUCUCAGAACUGGUAUACAAUCCAAGUGCCAGCCUGCUGCCCACCCCAGUUGAUGAUGAGAUUGACAUGCUCUUUGAUACCUCUCCAAGAGCAGAGAAUGAGAAAGAUGAUACAGAUUCAUUUGAGGAACUGGAAGCAGAUGAAAAUGCAUUUUUGAUUGCAGAGGAGGAAGAACUGAAAGAAGCUCGGAGAGCACUUAAGUGGAGCUAUGACUUUCUAAUGGGCAACAUAGAGGUGAAUGCUUUUGUGAAGAGUUUCUCCAGACUUCUUCUUGUAGGCCUUGGACUGUUGUUGUUUGUGUUCCCUCUUCUCCUUGUUCUCUUGGAGUCGGACCUUCAAAUCUCUUUUCUCUAUGAAAUCCGUCAGACACCGGAGUUCCAGCAGUUUCAUAUUGAAUAUUACUGCCCACUUAGGCAGUGGGUGGCUUGCAAAAUAAACUUCAUUCAUGACAUGCUGGGCAGCUUUUAAAUUUUAAAUAAAUGUGAUACAACUAAGGGCUAUAUUCAAAAUUUCAGUUAGUGCCAGCUUUUUGUAAUGCCCCUGGGGUCACCAGUAGGUAGCUGUCUUCAUAUUCAGUUUGUUACAGACAUUCUUAAGUUUCCUUUACAUACUGAAAUAGCUGCUUUAGCUACAGGCUUAUACAGUCGCCUUUCAGUAACCAAAACAGAACUUUUACUUUCAUUGCAUUUCAGACUUCCUGCUCAUCUAUUACAUCAUACAAGAUGGAAUAACAGUAGGGUUCAUUAUUCAUAACUUAUAAUCCAUGACACUAAAUCUAAUGAAACUGAAAGAAAAAUAUUUUUGAAUAUACUCCUUAGUGCAGCAGUCUCUUCUAACCAAUGCCUAUACAAGCAAUGUUUAUGCUGGGUUUUUGGUUUUUGAUUUUUCUUUCUGUUUGUUUGGGUUUUUUUACAGUUUUAUGUGUUUAAAAUAUUUUGGUAAAUUUUUAGCAAAAGACAACUUCUGAUGUUAUUUAAAUGUACAGAUUGUUAAGAAUAAUGUACAAGGGCACUAGGGUAUUUUUAAUGUUUUAGCAGUGAUUUUUUUUUAAACUACUAACUGGAGAGUGAAUGGGUUUAAUAUAGCUAUACACAGAGGGGCUGUAGUUUGGGAAAUGUAUAGAAAGUUCACUCAAGUUCAGUAGGGGCUGCCUAGAUGAAAAGACACCAAGUACUCAAAAGAAUUUCUGAAUAGUACAGUUGUAAAGCUUGGGGAACUGAGCAGAACUGAAAGUAAUGAUCUUUCCUCUUCUGUGUCAGUUUGUCAUACACGUUAAUCAGUGCUGUAGAAAGUCUCUACAAGAUAGUCCAAGUACAUUUUGGAAGAGAGUGAGUCUUUGGUGUAAAUGUAGAUUACUGUACAUAAUGUGGAAAGAAGAUAAUAGUAAGUAGCAAAAAAACCAAAACCCUAGCUAAAUCAGUAGAUGAAUGGCCUACUUUUAAAAAUGGUAGAGAAGAAAAACAUAUUCCUCUUUUAAAAACAAAGCAUUAGAUUGUACAGUUGACAUGAAAGUAUUCUACUGAGUCACAGUUUAAGGAUUAAACACUGAGAUGUAUCUUCAUCCUUGAUGCCCUUUAGUACUAGUCUUUUAAGACUUAACAUAUUUUCUGUGUGUACUGAUGGGUCUUCCUUUUACACGUAGCAGCAUACUUAUCCUCUUUCCCAAUUAUUAUGAGCCUAGUUACAGGGUCUAGUGCUGUUUCACGUAACAUGGAUUUGUAUAUCUACAGUUAGUCCAGUAUUGCUUAGAGGAUAUACUUAUAUAAAAUCUUGUCCAUGGCUGAGAACAUUUGAAGGUUCCCAAAUGUACCAUAGAGGUUGUAUUUAAAAAGAGAAAAAUUUUAUUCUUUCCUUUCUCUGACCUUAGCACAGACAAAGCUCCUAUUUAAGCUAGGGAACUCUCAUUUCUGCCUCGGAGAUUUAUGAACUGGAGGCAUAUUUCAGGCUGUGUUGUUAGACCUGCAUUUAACAUAUUGUAACCACAUCUGUAAUUCCUACUGCAUAAAUUCUUCUUCUUUGCAAAUGUCUAGUUUGAAAAUGGCAAUUUCCUUACAGGAUUCCUCCUUUCCUUUUCUCCCCACAGUUUUUAAAGGACAAAGCAGUUGACAGCUCUUAGGAGUUUCUUUUCUCAAUUGAAAACUUAUGGAUUGCUCUUCAUUUCCCAACCAACAAAGGCUAAAUUGAACAAUUGUCUUUUUUUUUUCUUCUCAUCUUUAUUUCUCCUUGCCAAUCUGUUCCCCCCCCCAGAAGAAUCAUUAUUGAUUAGUUACUUGAUGUAUAUUUCAUGUUGUGCUACUUGCAGCUAAACGAUCCUUUCCCAUUAGGUAAUAAUCACUCAGCCUAAUAGAAAUGGAGAGUGAACUAAAGUAGACCUUUGAUCUUAUCAGGAAAUUAUUCACUUCUAUCAUUUCUAAACAAAGAUGUAAGAAAUGGUGUUUUGAGCGGUGAAGGCUGUGCGUGCUGGCAUUCUGCUGGACUAGAGACAAGGUUCCAUACAGGCUCCUAUUUAAGUCUGAUAAUUAUUUAAAAAAAAAAAAAAGUUAGGUCCUGUGUUCUAAAAUGUAGUCUUGUCCCUGUAAAUCCUAGCACUCCAGAAGUAGGAAUAUUGUUUUGUUUGAUUUAACUCUAUCAGAAAAUGGCUGAGUUGCAUGAGAAGGUAACCUUAGACAAUAUGCAGUGCAGUAAGAUUUUUUUUAUGUGCAGUUAAAUGCAAGAGCACAUGUGCUUGCCUUUACUAACCAUGUGCAUACAUUUAGGCCUGGCCUUUUAAAAGUCUUCCCAUCCUUCAUUAUAUAUUCUGGUCUAUCAAAGUAAUUUAAUUGAACGUCAUGACAGUUCAGUUCUAUAACUUAAAGCACCAGGACCACAUAAUACACACAAAUACAUAUGGUUGGGCAUAUUCAGACAGAGUAGCAAUCUUGUAUUUUAUUGGUAAGAAUGAUAGAGUUGGAUUAUGGAAAAUCUGUAGGUACAGUAUUGUGUAUUUCUGUCUGUGCUUGGAUUAUAUUGUAAAAUGUUAUGUACUUGAAAUCUAUUUUGUGGUUUGUCUAAUAUUUAUAAACACAACUCUGGGAAGAAUUAAAAAUGGUUUUAUUUCAUUGAAGACUGGAGGAAAAAUAUACCUGUAACUCGAGCCUUAUCUUUGUACAGUGAAUUUCACAUUUCUGUCAACAUUCUGAGUGUUUUGUUAUGUAUGUUGAUAUGAUGGCAGGAAUCCCUAAUAAAAAUACA